AUGCUUCGUUUGAGGAGCCCGACCUUCUUGAUGAAGAUGUUGACUGGAGCCUCGUCGCUUACGCAGCGCAGAUCGCGGAGACCUCUGGCGAACAUAGUCCAGCUAAACACACCACCCCAACUUCAUACACUGCAUCGAAUCGAACUGUUUUGGCCAGAUCGCCAUUUCCAGUAA
Messenger RNA from Colletotrichum truncatum, 174 nucleotides. RefSeq lists its product as uncharacterized. NCBI's taxonomy places the organism in Eukaryota, Fungi, Ascomycota, Sordariomycetes, Glomerellales, Glomerellaceae. The record is from RefSeq and is a predicted model, not a curated record.